Bursaphelenchus okinawaensis is the source of this 2973-nucleotide messenger RNA. NCBI's taxonomy places the organism in Eukaryota, Metazoa, Nematoda, Chromadorea, Rhabditida, Aphelenchoididae. The record is from the annotation of a GenBank genome assembly.
AUGAAUCCAACAGAGUACAUUGGAGCUUUGAUUUCCGUGGAUAUGAAAAAUGGCGACGUUCUGCAAGGCAGAGUGGCCGAUAUUGUACUUGGCAAAGCUAUCGUGCUUAAAGAUCCAUUUGAGUAAGUUUUGUUAUGGUUUUUUUGUGUUUAGGUUUAUAUAUUGGCUAAUAGAAUGAAGAAUGUUUUGUUAUGAUUUGACAUCGUUUUGUGAAGGUUUUAAAAUGUCAUGGGAUGUAUUAUAUUAUACACGACAUUAGUUUUAAUUUUUUAGGAUUUUUGGAUAACAGUUAGUGGAUUUUAGAAAAUUUUGGAUUUAAAAGCUCAAUAAUAGACUGAUAAAUGUUUUUUAAUGUUUUUAGGGGUACCAGGGUUCUAUUUAGUCCUUACGUGCAGUAUUAUAUUAACCUUGAUAUUUCUCGAAUUUUUUGUAUUUUUCACGAAUGUUUUGACGUUUUUUCGUUUGAAACAGUAAUAUAUUUAUAGAAAUGGCAAAAAAAGCAAAGAGCCAACAAUAGAAAUUGACUCACUUGAUAUUGAGAGCUUAAAAAUAGUUGAAAAUGCUCAGCAACCUCCGAAGAAGGAGAAGAAGUCCAAGAAGAGUAAGGACAAAUCGUCAGUGGCGGCGUUGAUCCAAAACAAACCAGAAUCUCAGAAGCAGGCCAAAGUUACCAUUUUGAAGCGAGGAGCGGCGAAACAAAAUGAUUAUGGACUUUCGGCCGAAAUGAGUGCUUCAUGUGUGGUUUCAGAGGUGGUACAGGCAGUUGAGCCUAAAAAAGGGCCUGUCAUCCCUGUGGAAAUGAUUCCUGGUGAGAUUGAGAUGUCGUUUUUUCGAAAAAAGGAUAUUUUUGUAACUUCAAGAACUUUAUUUCCAACUUUUUUAAAUUUCUAACCAUAAACCUUUUUAGCCUCAGUUCUAAAUGGCAAAAAGUCUAACAAAUCGGUGUUGACCAAGCUUUUCCUGAAUAAAAACGAAACCCAAACCACUUCCGAUAGACACUUCGAGACAAUCAUGCAAAAAGUGUCUACAAGUUCACUAGAAUCGAAAGUAACUUCAGAUGCCAACAAAUCCAGUGGCAGCGAGAAUGCGGCCGAUCAAACCGAAGCGGCUAAGAAUAUAAUCAACCAGUUGAUGAUCGCACACGCAAAACCAUCAACUGAUAAGGAGGUUUUCAGAAAGUUUGGCGAUUUUAAGCAAUUUACUGAAAAACAAAAGCCCGAGUUUUCGGUGAGUGCCGUUUUUAUUCGAUUGAGUUUUAGGUUAGAAAAAGUGGAAAUAUGGAAGUUUUUAAGCGUUUCGAGGUAGUAUUAAACCAAAAAACUAAUUUUUAGAUUAAGUACAAUAUUUUUUACAUCAAAAAUGGUGUUAACAUCGUUUUUUUUCAGAAAUCAGCCUCCGAACGCAACAAUAACAAGAAGAACAAAGGACCCUCGGGCAAUCCGGCCAGGGACCAGGAAAAUGGCUACAAAAGCCGCGGCCGAAACCGCGAUUUGGCCGACAGUAUUAACCUUGAUGAUCUCAAUGAGGACUUCGAUUUUACCAAGAAUUUGGCGCUCUUCGAUAAAGAUGUGAGUUGAUGUUGGGUUUCAAAUGAUUUUUAUAUUGUACUUGGCUGUUUUUAGUUAGGUAAAGCUUUAAAAUGAUCUUUAUACUGUACUUUGCUUUUUGGGCUGUGCUAGACUUAAAGGCUAUACAUAGCUCAAUAGGCUUAAAAAUGUUAUAGUACCUACACAAUCUAAUCUUUUCAAAUUUUCAGCGUGAAUCCAAAGCCGACGACUACGAAGACCCAACCGUGGAACGGCCUGCUUCACGUCGCAACUACCGCCACGAUGAGAACAUAAUCGAGGACCCAACACGAUGCACCUCAUGGGUCCCAAAGCAUCAGAAGAACAAACCCACGAUGGUUGUUCAACCAGAAACCCUACCUCACAGUAUUGGCGGCAAAUCACCGUUCAGCUCACGUUUUCACCCCAAAAGCACGGUGGAAAGCGAGAACGGCGCCGUUCUCCCCGUUCUGAGUCGUGAAGAAAAGCGAGGUUACCUCAGUUCGGCCCAAAAACUCUUCAACGAUGUCAUAUACAAUCUCACGUUAGCGGACCGAUUCACAGAAUACGGCAUGGACGUGAUGCAUCGCUUCGACGUGAACACCAAAAAAGUCAUUGUGAUUGCGGGAAAAGCGGCCGACGUGGUGAUGCUACAUCGAAUCUGUCAACAUCUACUCAAUCGCAACAUGAAAGUCGUCAUUUAUCAGCCUCCGGACAUUCCAGGCGACAUCCUCAGCAAAGUUACAGUAGCCCACGACCCAUUGCAACUCCCAACUCAAGCACAACUUGUCUACGUGCUAGAGCCAAGAGUAUUCCAUGAAGAUCGCGAGGUUCGACGGUGGAUCAUGACUGUUGGACAUUCGGAAGGCGCGAGUAGAGCGGCCAGAAUCGUUGCCUUGGAUUUGAGGAUCUUCGGAUUGAAGUACAUGCACACUAUGAUGGUUGGUGUGGCGGAUGAGUCGGUGAGUUGGGGGAUGGGAUUUUUUGGGGUAGGGUAGUGGGUAUGAGGGUAGGGGUAGUUUAAACGUGAAAAUGAAGAUUUUUAAGCAGGAAGGGGGUGGUUUAAAAGCAAAAAUGAAGUUUUUUAUGGAUUUUGAUAAAAACCAGGUUUGCCGAGCUGCGUCCCUUGUUACGCAGCCUGCAGGAUUAAGUUUUUGAGCUGGAAUGGGUUUGUAAGAGAUUUUGCAUUAGAAACGAGGAUUUUUAAAAAUUUUUAUUAAAAAUGAAAUUUUUUUGAAAUUUAAAAAUUUUUUUUGAAAUAUUUUACUUUCAGAUCUACCAAAGCCCCAACCGCGCCCGUCACAGCUCCAACGAGCUGAAGCUGUUCGAGUGCUGUGUAGCCGACUUGGGCACUCCGUACGAAUGGAUUCAAGACCCCAGAAUCCGCCCUCAAGACGCUUUCAAAAGGGUUACUUUGCUCGUUUACUAA